Messenger RNA from Toxorhynchites rutilus septentrionalis, 3794 nucleotides. RefSeq lists its product as uncharacterized. The record is from RefSeq and is a predicted model, not a curated record. Lineage: Eukaryota; Metazoa; Arthropoda; Insecta; Diptera; Culicidae. Bases 1179 to 3737 code for a protein of 852 amino acids. Gene Ontology annotation, molecular function: lipase activity. Gene Ontology annotation, biological process: lipid metabolic process. The transcript is spliced from 8 exons.
AAGCAUGCAACAAGCUAUGGAUUCAAAACAAAACGCUGCGUUUUUACAAUCGGUAUUGAUUCCAAAGUAACUUUUCAAUAAUCAACACCAGGAGCGAACAGUAACAUAGUAAGGUAUCAUUGCCUGGAGUAUUUUUGCGACAAUAGACAGAUCCGGCGUUCCAAUUCAACUCAUGCGUUUCACAUUGUGUUGCGUGCAUAUGUAUCAUACGCUAUACGCAAAGAUAGCAGUGGAGUGACACGCAUGUUUCCGGCAUAGUGUAAACUUAUAGGGUUGUUACAAUUUCAAUUGUGUUUUUUUUGUGAUCACUGUUUUCCAAUCAUCCAAGCAUAUCCAAUCAGGUUGUUACCUAUAAUUCUUCGUCAAUGGUGCGCAAAUCGUGAUUAAAAUGCAUUUAUGCGCAUCCCUAGCAUCCAGAGUUAGCGGUAUCGAAGGGAAAUGUACUCAGAUAACGAUCGCUAGACAAUGUGAAUGUGUGAUUGAAUUUCAAAUUGGAAACAGUAAACGGGAAAAUAUGAGCUCACUGGGACACCUGUCGAACACCGGUCACAUUGCCACUGGCGGAACUCUCGCCCAACUUGGCUUUCGUGUGGUCGCAUUUUAGAGCACACUUCAGCACAAUCACAUUGUGAUCAGAAUAACUAAGGAUAGUGCUAAAAAGUUCGCAAAUUUCGUUGAUUCGUUAAUGCCUGCCCGUGAAAACAAACCAACUCAUUCGGGGAAAGUACAUGUGCGGUGAUUUCGUUCCAGAUAAAUUACUCGAAACCGAAGGCAUGGAAAGUGCAACGCGCGCGUUCCGAUGACCGUUGAGCGCCAUUGGCUGGAAGAGUCUGUCGCCUGGAGUACUAAAUUCACAGCCCCAGUGUCUCAACUCUGAUUCGGCCACCCAGUUGUUGUCAUUCCACACAACGAAGCGCACCUGUCAACCCUUGUACAAAUCGAAAGUGAACCCCCGGCGUGAAAUAGUGUGACCGACUUGUAGUUAAAACUAAGUGUUAUGGUAUCAAAUCAGCAAUAGUAUGAUAGUGCAAGUGAUACAAUUAUGGUUAUCGCGUGGUUGAAUAUUGAUGAUACGUGAUUCUGCUCGCAAACGAUAAUCUUAUCAAUGUGCUUGCUUGCAAUGCUUCUCUUCUGAUUGGAAAUGCUACAUCGAUAGACAUCAGAAACGACGAUAAAAAAUGUAUGCUAAACCUGGUGCAUGUGAAAGCAGACCAUUAUUAAUUUUUAUAGAAUUGUUCCUAUUAUUGAGCAUUGCCAGUGCCGUGCCAGUUGUAAUACGCGAAGCUCGAACCAGUUUCACGAUUGGCACCUGCUCGUGGAUCAUCGAACGAUCUUGUCCUGACGAAGAUGUUAAGUUCUACCUGUACACACGGUCAAAUCCGGAGGAUCGACAAUAUGUGCACAUUGACGAGAGUUUGGAGAAAUCAAACCUCAGUUCAUCAUACUUCAAUCCAUCCCUGCCAACGAAAGUGAUCAUUCACGGGUACAAUGCGGAUAUGUUCUUAGCACCGUUGAUCAAUAUGAAGGGAGAAUAUCUUAGCCGUGGUAGCUAUAAUUUGUUCUAUGUGGACUGGAGCACUUUGGGGCCCGGUCCUUGUUAUCCUUCUGCGGUCCAUAACACCAAACAUGUGGGAAUGUGCAUUGCACAACUGGUUCAGCGGAUACUGGACAUGGGUACGGACAAUGUGCAUCUCAUUGGUUUUUCACUAGGUGCUCAAGUUUCGAACUACGCUGCGGUCGCUUUGCGGCCGUUCAAGCUACGGCGAAUUAGUGGUUUGGAUCCUGCCAUGCCUCUAUUUAUCACAGUCGGAGUUGAAGAUAAGCUCGAUCCGUCGGAUGCAGAUUUUGUGGAUGUGAUUCACACGAAUGCUCUAGUGCAAGGUAAAAUCGAGCGAUGUGGACAUGCGGAUUUCUACAUGAACGGAGGAAUCAUGCAACCAGGAUGUUGGGCGGGAGGUCAAAAUCCCAUGGCUUGUAGUCAUCACCGAGCACCGGACUAUUUUGCGGAAUCUAUACGGAGUUUGACCGGUUUCUGGGGAUGGAAAUGUGCCAGCUACGUUUACUAUCUUCUAGGUUUUUGUCCCCAAAGCAGCAAUCAAGUUUUGGCGGGCGAGGAUUGCAUGCCAGGAACUGAGGGACUGUUCUUGAUUAAUACGAACAGAGUUGCACCAUUUGCAACCGGUAGAUGGAGUGAUACUUUUGGUUUACACAAGAAGAAUAACCCUGCCCUAAAUAAAUUCGCCAUUGAUCGAGAUCCGUUCAUCAGCGAUAUUGAUCAAUGGGGUAAACUAGAUGGGAAUUUCAACAACGUUGAACAGUUCCCUACCCCUUACUCUCAAGAUCCUAACAAUGCCAAUGAGGAUGAUUGGCCCUACUUCAACCAUAUUGGAACGAAUAAGUUAACCAAAGAAUAUAUAAGAAAAAUUCUAGAACAGGACGCAGACAGAUACGAACAUGUGACUGAGAUUCAAAGCGAUCAGAAUCAUGGUCUCCGAACGCAUGCUGAGGUGAUCAACGGUAUUGAUCGAAACGAUGAGCUGAACGAUUUGCGAAAGCGGCUGCAGUUUAAAGAAGCCAGUACGAUGGAGCACUAUACACUACCGACGAACUUGAAUAAAUAUUUUAGUUACUGUUCGAAUUUCGCACAAAAAGCGACUAUAUAUUGCAGAACGAUGUUCGGGUGUUUGGGCUCAAAAGUGUUUACUCUUUCAAUGUUGUUAAUUUCAGUGCAUUGUGGUACAGAACAGUUGCGGAACAUCGACCCAAAUUAUGGAAUCACUUGGAUGUUUCUCCCGGAUGAUCAGGGAACACCGCACAUUGUGGAUUUGACGACACCGAAUGACACCGGUCACGAACGUGCUGGGGCAAAUUGCAACGAGGAAGUCACGUUCUAUCUCUACAGACAAAACACUAGACAAACACCGAGAUCGUUCAAAUUCAUCAAUGACCCUGCGGUACCGCUUCGGCUAGAUAGUUCCUACGAUCCGAAACUUCCCACCAAAUUCGUCAUUCAUGGGUGGCGAAAUUCCGUCAGCAGUGCCAUCAGCCAACAGGUCAAGGACGCGUAUCUUCAACGGGAAGACAUGAAUGUGUUUGUGGUCGACUGGAGUCCGCUAGCGCACGACACAUUCUACUUCAAGUCGGCCUCAGCAACGCGGGAUGUUGGUCGUCAUGUAGCCGGACUGAUCGAUCGCAUGGUCGUGGAAAAGAGGACCGAUUUGAACUCGAUACAUAUCAUUGGACACAGUUUGGGUGCUCACACGUCUGGAUUCGCUGGAAGCUUCGUGCGGUCGGGGAAGGUUUCUCGUGUGACGGGUCUGGAUCCCGCCCUGCCGGGCUUUACCGAUCAGCAACCGGAAAAACUGCUGGAUCCAAGUGAUGCCAGAUUCGUGGACGUUAUUCACACUUGUGCGGGGAUGUUGGGUCAUGAUAAAAAUCUAGGUCAUGUCGACUUCUUCCCCAAUGGAGGUCGGGCCAAUCAACCAGGUUGCGGAGGAAUGAAUGAUUUAAUUGGGGCAUGUAGCCAUGGUAGAUCGUAUGAAUACUAUGUGGAGUCGAUUAACCAUCGGGAUGCCUUUAUGGCAUACCCUUGUGGUGAUCUCAACGAAUAUAAAAAGCAACAGUGUCAGCGUUCGGUGCCGAUCCCGAUGGGCGACAGUACGCCAAUAGAUGCACGAGGUAUUCAUUUCGUGGAUACCAAUGGGGAACCUAAGUUUGGUAGGGGCUUAAGAAGGUGAUAUUUCCCGGACAAAGAGUACUCUAUUGAUACGUCCACUGCAUUCUCAUGACGAAUA